Bacillus rossius redtenbacheri is the source of this 4038-nucleotide messenger RNA. RefSeq names its product zinc finger protein 235-like. Gene Ontology annotation, biological process: regulation of transcription by RNA polymerase II. Lineage: Eukaryota; Metazoa; Arthropoda; Insecta; Phasmatodea; Bacillidae. Bases 145 to 1428 code for a protein of 427 amino acids. The record is from RefSeq and is a predicted model, not a curated record. The transcript is spliced from 6 exons. Gene Ontology annotation, molecular function: RNA polymerase II cis-regulatory region sequence-specific DNA binding; DNA-binding transcription factor activity.
AUAUUUGGUAGUACUGCAGAAUGGAGAGAGUUUGUGUUUAUUUAUUUAGAAAUAGAAAAAUAAAAAAAUAUAUAUAGCAUUUGAAUGUACUCAAAGUGGCUGGCGGAAGGGAACUUGUGACGAACGGAAAGCCACGGCACCUUGAUGGAUGCUGGCGGGAUGACCUCACAGCCGCGGCUCACCGUGAAGCGUGAGGUCGAAGCGGAGAUGCCCGCUCGGAGUAGCUGCAAGAAUGUGUGUGGCGGUCCUACAGAGAAUGGAAACUUACAUUUUGCGUUUGUUAAGUGGACCCCCAGUGUCGACACUUUGCACGAGUCGUUGCCACUCAUAAAAUGUGAAAGAGAGGAUCCGCUUGAAUGUGAGCCGGAAGAUGCAGGCGGCUGCGACACCCUUGCGCCAGUCUCGUGCAAGGACAAUGUGCAGCAGGACCCGCUGGAAGCGUCGGUCAAGUCGGAGCCGGCAGAAUCCGCGGGCGACUGCGACAUCCCCGCGCCCGUCGUUUGCGAGGACCUCGCGGAACAGAGUAUGCUCUCCGAGAUAAAGGCUGAGCAACGGCUCGAAGGCAGACACGACAGUGCCGCAGCGCGGAGUCCCGGUCGCGUGGCCCUCAAGAGCCGUCCUGUGCACAGACACCCGGGACAAGUUCGCGGUCGUCGCGCGAAGAACGGCACGGCGAUCUGGGCCGGCAACGACUGCCCGAGCUGCGGGAGGGGGUUCGCGGACCGGCCCAGCUUCAAGGAGCACCUGGUGACCGCGGAGUGCUGCUGCGCGGGGUGCCGCGGCUGCCCCCCGCGCGCGGAGCGUGCCGGCGGCGAGGGGCAGUGGUGCUGCGAGAUCUGCAGCGAGUACUUCGACCGGCAGUGCUCGCUCGCCGCGCACAUGUCCGCGCACACGGGCACCCGGGUGCUGUUCUGCCGGCUGUGCGGGCGGCUGUUCCAGAACAAGGGCAGCCUGCACGCGCACCUCCGCGGCCACCUGGGCGAGCGCCCCUUCCGCUGCAACUACUGCAGCAAGGCCUUCGUGAUGAGGAGCCCCCUCUCCAAGCACGUCAAGGUCCACCUGCUGUUCGGCUGCGACCACUGCGGCCGGGCGUUCGCCCGCAAGGAGCUCCUCAUCGACCACAUCCAGGGCCACUCGGACGACGGCCCGUUCGACUGCGACUACUGCGGCGAGUCGUUCGCGCGGAAGGACGUCCUGGCCGGCCACAUCGGGGUCCACGUGGCCGAGGGCCCCUUCAGGUGCGGCUGCUGCGGGGAGAAGUUCCUGCGCAAGGAACUGCUAGCGGAGCACGAGAGGGACUACUUCGAGGAGCGCCUCCUGGCGAACCUGAAGGUGAACCGCUUGCACCCGUGCCGGCAGUACGGCAAGGGCCCCUGGGCGCGGCCCGAGUCGGAGCGCCCGGUCCCGUGCAAGGCCAGGUUCACUUGAGGCGUCGCUGCCCCCCCGGCUCCUGUGGCGGGAAUUGUAUUGUUUAUUUCCCACUGUGACAAACUUCGCUGUCCCGUUCUUCAGUACAAAUGCUAUGUUUGGGGGUGGGGGGGGUGGGGGAUUUUUUUUCAUUCGUGUGACAUGCAAAAUUUUAAUGUGUGGUCAUCUGGUCAGUGGUAAACUACUCUAUUAUAAAUUAAUGUUUGCAUUCUAUGCACUUUGCGUACUUGAAAGUUUUUGUCUUUAUUUUUGUACUUAGUAAUUUAUUUAUGUAUUUAUUCAGUUUGUUGUUAGCUUUUGCAAUGUUUUUUUUUUUUUUCCUUUAGUAUAUCAUUAACAGAUUUUUCCCAGUUUUACACUAUUUUAUAAAAAAAAAAUUUAUGAAUGUUUUUUUGAUAUAUAUAUCUGUGUGUGUAUGUGUGUGUGUGUAUAUGUAUGUGUGUAUAUAAAAUAGGAUGUUGGGAUGUAUGAUGUUGAUUAAUUCCGACACUGUUUGACCGAUCACUGUGAAAAUUGGUAUGCAUGGAUAUUUGAACACGGAGAAUACUUUCAUAACAUCCAUUUUGCUAUAACUCGCCACUAGAUGGUGCUGCAGCGCGUCAACUUCUAAACCGUUCAACCGAUCGCCAUGGGUAAACAGAAAAUCAUAGGUCUGAGACAAACAAACAGCAGUUGUGUGCCAUUUCUCUAUGUCCACCACACUGUCUUAUAGCGCUAUCCGUUUUUCUUUAACUCGCGGACAGUAUAUCACCCUGUGUUCAGCCCGGGCAAGGACUGCUACUGCAGCCAGUACUUACCUAAUACAAAGUGAAUUGUUUAUUGUGGCUUUGUAACUGGAGUUGUGUCUGCGGUGUUUCUACAACCAAUGCAGUGGUUCACCAAACAUUGUUAUAGGAUUCUUCGUGUCACUACUUUGAACAGAAUGCCCUGAAGAUUAAUUUGAUUGGUUGUUCCAGGUACCAAACAAAUGGAAAUGUAUGCUCAUUGCGUUAAAGUCAGAGUGGUCGUGCCCGUCCUUUUUUAUUAUCUUUGAAUGAUUUGUGCAAUGGGAGUGCAUGACUUGAUAAUAGCUUUUGGACAUACGCCAUUGCUAAGCACAUGUAUGUCUGUAGAAGAAAACUACAAAAAAACACAAAUGACAACAGCAAUUUUUUUGCUUAAUUUGCGUUUUUGUCGUUUGUGUUUUUUUGUAGUUUUCUUCUACAGACAUACAUGUGCUUAGCAAUGGCGUAUGUCCAAAAGCUAUUAUCAAGCCGUCCUUUCUUACAGCAACUGUCUAUCAUCCUUAGUUUUCGGUUUGAACUUUAAUGUACGAUCUCUCUCUCUUUCCUAUGAAUCAUCUCUGCCAAUAGGGUCCUCCUUGUUUGGGAAUGCUCUGUUGCUAGAUACAUACCAUAGAGCACAAACAUUUAAGAGACACUUUAUAAAGUAAUUAAAAAAAAAUUUUUUUAAUGUAUCUGAAACUUUUUUUUUUGUAAUUUAAAAUUGGAAUACUUUUUUCUUGUUGUAUUUCAUAGAGAGUGUCACAGCAAAGUUGGUGAUAGAAACAUGAGCUAUAUUCUGCCAUUUGUUCUGAUGUCAUGUUAGUAAUUUUAAAUGCUUUAAUUGAAACCUAACAAAUGUACAAAUGUUAGCCGAUUUUUAAUUUCUGAACAUUUCUAUUUUUAAAAAAUUGUUUUAAUUUGUUUGUUUUGUGGUUAGCUGGUGCUAAAAUUAACUUAUUUAAAUGUCUUUGAAGUUGUAUGACUGUAAACUAUGAAAAUAUGUUGUAAAGGUCACAAAAGUUAGCAAAAAAAAUGGCCGGAAAUUGUCUGUAAUGGUGCUGAAAGUUGAAAAACUUUAAUUUCCAUCAGCCUUUUUUUUAACUUACAGCUCGUUUUUAAAGCCUCAUUUGAAUUCAUAAUUGCAUAUUUAAUAUAAGCAAACUGUCCACUUUAUGAUGUGGUAAUUAUCUCUCAAAUGCUUUUAGUUUUCUAACUUAAAAAUCGGCACGUUCCUGUGAACGGUAGAUUUAUUUUUUGUUAAUUUCAGUUUUACAUGUUAUUUACAAACAAACUGCUUUGAAGUAAAAAUGAUGUAAGACAAUUUUAUUAAAAGUUCUGAAAUAGUUUUACAAGGUACGUACUGAAUAAAUACAAAUUUCUAGUAUGUUAUUUUCACAGUUUAAUCAUAGGCCAUUUUGCACUGUGUAAGGCAUUAGUGAUUCGGUUUUGGGCUAAUACUAAAUCAUAUUUCACAUGCAGAAAAAAAAAAACGUAACUAUAUAGACAUUGAUAGCAAGAGUAUCUUUAGAAAAUCCUAAUUUGUUAUAUCUUUUUAUUUUUUUCCCAUUUUGUUGAGACACUGUAUUGGUGCCUAGUAGCCACAUAAAAGUGUGAAAUAUUCCACUAAUGCUUAGCAAUUUGAAAUUAUUAAUUGCAAUAGUGAUGUGACAGUGUCAAAAAAAAAUUAUUAUUAAUUUUGUUAAUUUUAUAAUUUUAUGUAAUUGUAUUAUUUUUCAAAAUUUUUUUGUUAUUUAAAAAUUUUAUUACAAUUGUGAAAUCUUACUUAAUGCAUUGUGAUUAGUGAGAGUAACAAUUUUUUUAUGUCUAAUAAAGGGUUGUCAGUUUA